Malassezia pachydermatis is the source of this 1632-nucleotide messenger RNA. RefSeq names its product c-22 sterol desaturase. NCBI's taxonomy places the organism in Eukaryota, Fungi, Basidiomycota, Malasseziomycetes, Malasseziales, Malasseziaceae. Gene Ontology annotation, biological process: sterol metabolic process. The transcript has a single exon. The coding region runs from base 1 to 1632 and encodes 543 amino acids. The record is from RefSeq and is a predicted model, not a curated record. Gene Ontology annotation, molecular function: oxidoreductase activity, acting on paired donors, with incorporation or reduction of molecular oxygen; iron ion binding; monooxygenase activity.
AUGGCUGUAGCAGGAACAGAGCAGGCGUGGGACGCUGCUAUGAACGUCAAUGCGACGCUGCAUACGGAGGCGACCCGUGCGGCUAGCGGUGGCUUCUAUGGUCUGACCAAUGCACAGGUAACUUUCUCGGUACUGGCUCUUAUUGCCAGCCUUCUGGUGCUGGAACAAGUCGUGUAUCGCAUGAAAAAGGGUCGUCUCCCUGGUCCCAAGUGGACGAUCCCCAUUAUCGGAAAGUUUGCUGACUCGCUUCACCCCAGUCUGGAGAAGUAUAUGGAGGGCUGGAACAGUGGUGCGCUGAGUGCUGCGAGUGUCUUUAACAUUUUCAUCGUCGUGGCUUCGUCGAACGAGUACACUCGAAAAAUUCUGAACAGCCCAACCUACACAGAGCCUUGCCUGGUCGCCUCAGCAAAGAAGGUGCUGUGCCAUGACAACUGGGUUUUCUUGAACGGUAAGACUCAUGUGGACUACCGCAAGGGUCUCAACACACUGUUUACGAGCCGUGCCCUGAGCAUUUACCUCCCUAUCCAAGAAUCCAUUUACAAGAAACACUUUGCCAUGUGGCUUGCGGAUCCCAACCCUGAGCCGCAGGAGUUUAUGCGUCAGCUGCGUCAGCUUAACAUGGAGACCUCUCUGCGUGUGUUCUGUGGUAACUACAUUUCUUCGGAUACGGCACAGCAGAUUUCGGAUGAAUACUGGCUGAUUACUCGUGCUUUGGAGUUGGUCAACUUCCCCUUUGCCAUCCCUGGUACUAAGGUGUACCGCGCUAUUCAGUCGCGCAAGAACGCGAUGAAGUGGUUUGAACACGCUGCACGCGAGAGCAAGAAGCGUAUGGCUGCGGGUGAGGAGGUGCAGUGCUUGACAGAUGCAUGGGUUAAGGCUAUGGUUGAUGCGCGUGAGGACCGCCAAAACCCUGAUCUUACGGUGGAGCAGCGUCGUGUCUUGCUGCGAGACUUCUCGGAUCGCGAAAUUGCUAUGGUGCUCCUCAGCUUCCUGUUCGCCUCACAGGAUGCCAUGUCGAGUGGUCUUACUUACCUCUUCCAGCACCUAGCGGAUCACCCGGAGGUGCAGCGCAAGGUGCGUGAGGAGCAGUAUACUCUUCGUAACAACGACAUUGAGGCGCCUGUGACGAUGAACAUGGUCGAGAAGAUGACGUACACUCGUGCGAUGGUAAAGGAGAGUCUGCGUCUGAAGCCUCCGGUGAUUAUGGUGCCUUACAUGACCCACAAGGCCUUCCCGAUCAGCGAGGACUACACUGUGCCAAAGGGCAGCAUGAUUAUUCCAAGUUUCUGGAAUAGCUUGCAUGACCCUGACGCAUACCCGAAGCCAGAUGAGUUCUUGCCGGAGCGCUGGCUCGAGGGCUCCGAGUCCCCCGCAGCGAAGAACCCGAAGAACUACUUGGUAUUCGGCAGUGGUCCGCACAACUGUAUUGGUAAGGAAUAUGCUAUGCAGCACCUUGUGACAGUGAUGGGUACUGCCUCUGUCAUGCUGAACUGGGACCACAAGCGCACGGAAUUGAGUGACAAGGUCCAGGUUAUUGCUACGAUUUACCCCAAGGACGGUGCGAUUCUCAAGUUCCACCAGCGCCCAGCGCCUCGUGUGGACGCGUCUCCUGCGGAGGCGGCUGCUGCGUAA